AUGGCAGGCAGUGACCCAACCUCGGUGAAACCGAACCAAUUCGUAGAACUCCACGGCCACGCGAGAGAAGUCGUCGAAAAGACGUUCAAAUUCUCCCCGAGAACGUUAGGGGUGAUCGGGAUUUUCGGCAUCGCGGUGCCGUAUUUGUUAUACCAAGGGUGCGUGAACGAGUUUCACGCCGCGGACGAUAAGUACAACAGGGAGAGGAAAAAGUUCAUGUGA
This is a messenger RNA of Bathycoccus prasinos, 222 nucleotides long. RefSeq lists its product with no specific name. The coding region runs from base 1 to 222 and encodes 73 amino acids. The record is from RefSeq and is a predicted model, not a curated record. Lineage: Eukaryota; Viridiplantae; Chlorophyta; Mamiellophyceae; Mamiellales; Bathycoccaceae. The transcript has a single exon.